UUGAUUGACAUGUAACACAGCUACUUUCAUCAGUAUACGAGCACAACUUCAUAGAGAGAUUUAUUUAUACUUUUUACCUCAUUACAACAUUUCAUACUUGGUUGCUGCGCAUAAUUGAAUCAGUGGUACAAAGACACAAUCAAGUACAUGACUCAUGAAUAUUUUCACUCAUAAUGGUAAAGUUUCAACCACAGAGUAUUCAGUGGCGAGGUUUCAUACAAUAUACGUGAUUUUUGAUUGGCAUUUGAAUAUAUUGCGGACACGAUUGAAGAUCGCAGAUCAUGCCGCAAAAGUUUGUCAAACUUUACGCUUGCUGAAUAGUUUAGCAGUCCCAUGGUUAGGUAUUGCAUUGACAUGGCGUCAGUUUCGUGAAUUAGGACCAAACAAACUGUUUGAACGUUUAUUGGUUCGCUGUCAUUAUCCAAUGGCGAUUGAACUUGUUCGAAUCCAUCAAAAACACAAAUGGCCAAUAAGCAUUCUAGAAGAAAGUCAAAGCAAUUAUGGGACGUGUACGUUUACUCGUUUGCUUGCUCACUGGGCAUGUAAUAGCUCCGUUACGUCUUCAGGAGCAGCUACAUUGAUAUCAGAACGGGUAGCAGCUAUUGUUGAUAAACUAUUUAACAAUUCAUCGGAAAGCAAAUCUAAAUCUAGUAAUCAUCAUGCUAACUAUUACAGUAUCUCUAUUCCUCAUUUGGAUUUUGCCGAUGUAGCCAGUCAAGCUAUUUCAGCUGGUCGAGAAACAGUUGCAGAGCAAUUAUUAGAAUAUGAACCACGUGCUUGGCGUCAGGUACCGUUACUUCUAAAAUUAUCUCGUUAUAAUCGUGCAUUAGUUCGAGCAGUAGAGACUGGCAAUCCUGAACUAAUUACUACAGUUGUAGUAGCAUUGCAAGAACAAGGUAAAUUACCGCCAGCAGAUCUAGCAAUGGUACUUCGUCGGCAUCCAAUAGCUUUGGCUAUUUAUCAAGAAACAUUGGAGCAAGCUAAUCAUUCGAAAUCCGGCUCUGAAAAUUCAGCACAAUCUGCUCUUUUAAAUUUUGAUCAUGAAAAUGAUCGUACUUCAGAAGCUAAGAAAAUUGUUCUUUCAGCCUGCCAAGAAAAUAGUUUAGUGUCAAGAUUGACAUUACUACAAAAUGCUGAAGAAAUUUAUCGUCAAGCAAAGAAUGAUUUUAUGGCUCAGCAAUGUAACGCACAAAUACGUCUAUUAAAAUUUCAAAGUAAACUUGAGAAACAAGAAGUAUCUGCUCCUGUCUUUGAAAUUAAAUCCAUACCGGGGUCCAAUCGUAUACUACCCGAAAUAGUACAAUCUGGUACUGUAAAUGAAAAGCUUUGGGUUGGUCAAUCGUUAAACACAACACUCAGUCGUUUAUUAGCUUCCGGUCAAUAUGAACGUCAAGCAGAUCAAUUACGUAGAGAAUUUAGAGUUUCAGAAAAACGUUUCGCUUUUCUUCGUAUUGUCGGUAUGGCAAUCAGUAAUACAUCUUGGUUAGAAAUGGAUAAAAUGAUUCGAGCGAAGAAACCACCAGUUAAUGUUGAGAUAUUAAUAAAAAUUUGUAUCGAUGGUAAUCAUAUUGACGAAGCAAUAAAAUUAAUUCCGAAACUACCACCUGAAAGGACAGUCCGUUUCUUGGUAAUGGCUGGAAAAAUUGAAGAAGCUAUUCAAGCAGCUGUUCGUGAGAAAUCUGAAUAUGACUUAUUGUAUAUACAACAAGAAGUUGGCAAAACCAACAGACAAUUAUAUGAUCGUCUCACUAAUCUACGUGCACAAAUUCGAUGAAUUUUUUAUUUUCAGCAUAAAUCAAUCAAUCAAUCAAUCAAUCAUUGGGCUUUCUAUUAUUCAUUUCUUUUGAACAAUAUAAAACAACUAAUUUAAUUUUAUUUUAUCCUUCAACAAACAAACUUUGUAUGUAUAUACCUGAGAUUGUGUAAUGAUGAUGAUGAUCCAUGGAGUUUUCUGUAUCACAAAUUUCUUCUUUACUUUUGUAUACACAAUUUCAUUGAUUUCAUAAAAAUUUCUCUUUUUGCUUUAGUAAUUAGAUUCACAUGAAAAAAAACAAUUAAUUUUGUAAACAAAAUACUACUACUAUUAUUUCAAACCUACUACUGUCAGU
Messenger RNA from Schistosoma turkestanicum, 2108 nucleotides. NCBI's taxonomy places the organism in Eukaryota, Metazoa, Platyhelminthes, Trematoda, Strigeidida, Schistosomatidae. The record is from the annotation of a GenBank genome assembly.